Messenger RNA from Ipomoea triloba (trilobed morning glory), 1893 nucleotides. RefSeq lists its product as uncharacterized. The record is from RefSeq and is a predicted model, not a curated record. Gene Ontology annotation, biological process: regulation of flower development. Lineage: Eukaryota; Viridiplantae; Streptophyta; Magnoliopsida; Solanales; Convolvulaceae. The coding region runs from base 131 to 1450 and encodes 439 amino acids. Gene Ontology annotation, molecular function: protein binding. Gene Ontology annotation, cellular component: nucleus. The transcript is spliced from 4 exons.
UGUUCUUACAAAUUGUAUGUCUCUUUUACUUAAUUAGCUUCUAAAUCUCCCCUCCUUAGCUUCUCCAAAACUAGCAGCCUGUCGUCCAUUUAUAUAUUGCAGGGAGUUUUCUCCCCCGUUGGUUCUGAACAUGAAUUUGAUUAAGGAUGAGAUUACAAGCCCUUUGAGUGCACAACUGUUGGAGUUUAGCGAGUCAGAAUUAUUCCCCGAGACAAUACAGAAUUCCGAGGUGGGUUCGAGUUCGAAUUGCUGCUACGAGGACAAUUCCUCGUACUCCACGAAUCAUCUCCCGCUAACGCCAGACAUGAAUACUUUCAACGGCGGCGCGGACACCAAGGACGACGUCGCCGCCGUUAGCCAACCGUCGAACCCCGCCGACGACCACAACAACAAUAAUCACAUGUCCAUCAUUUUCGACGCCCAAGAAGACAUCGACAACGACUUCUCGGCUUCCAUCGACUUCGGCCCAAACGGCGGCGGCGCCGAGAGCUUCUCUCUGCCGCCGCACUUCCUCCACCACCAAUUCGACAUCUCUUCCUUGGACGCCGCCCACCAGAUCCCCGUCGCCACCGACGCCGACCAACACCAGCAGUACCCGUCGGACCAGCAAAUGGUGCAGCUGAUGGGGCCGCCGCCUCCGGCGGCUCAGCCGGCUCAGCAGCCGCAGCCGAUCGUGUACGACGACGAAUGCCUUUCGUCGGUUCCGUCUUACUUGCGCCUCACGUCUUCGUCGCCGUCUUGUUCGCUUCUCGAUCCCUCUCUCGGAAGUUACCUCUCGCCGGGGAGCCUCAACCCCGCCUUGUCCGCAGACAAUUCCGGCGUAUUCACCGGCGCCGGCUUCUUUCUCGGCGCGGAUUUGCCUCCCCAAGACCUGGAGUUUCAAGGGGAUAAUAGUAGACUUUUCUGCCCUGAUAGCAUUCCACGUGUCUACAACUGCGCUAGUGACCAGUUUCAGACAUUAAGCAGUGAGAGCCAACAUUUGGUAAGUGGAGCUGGGAGUUCAACACCAUUGACAUCAGACAUCACAUGCUUGGAAGAUACCACCUUCAAGGUAGGCAAGCUUUCUGUUGAAGAAAGGAAGGAGAAGAUCCACAGAUACUUGAAGAAGAGAAAUGAGAGAAAUUUCAGCAAGAAAAUCAAGUAUGCAUGCAGAAAAACACUGGCGGAUAGCAGGCCUCGGGUGAGGGGGAGAUUUGCGAAGAAUGAUGAUUUUGGGGACGUGACAGUAGCGAGGGCAGCCAUGGGCAACCAUGAAGACGACACGGCCGUGGACGAAGCCGCCAGGCAUAAUUUCCUCUACGACCCUAAUAAUUACCCCCCUAACGCCGCCGCCGCCGCUCUCACCCACGGCGGCCGGAUUUUCAACUCCAAUUGCCUCGCCGCCCCGCCCGGCGCCGGGCCGUACGACAUGUGCACCACCUUGUUCUGCGCCGACGCCAACAUGCACUGAUAUGAUGAUCGAGAUGGAGGUAGUACAGUUAGCUAAAAAUGCUGAUAUAUCCUCGUAUCAGACAUGUUUUAAGUGACGGCGUGAAUUUCUCCGAAAGAAAGACAUCAUCGAUCGAUCACUUCCAAAUUCCAAUCCUGAAGGAUAUAUAUGAAGUAUGAACAAUAUAUAUAUACUCAACCUAUCAGCUUGGUUUUAUUAGGUUUUCUGCCACAGUUUUGCACGCAUUACAUACUAGCCUGUUGUUGUGAUAUGGAAAUAUGAAUAAUGUCUCGUAGACUUACAUAUAGUAUAUAUGAAGAGCACAGUGUACAUGUAAAUGUUGUAAACCAUGAACGUACGUAGUUGUCAGAAACGUGGUCAUGAUAUGGAUCGUUUAUGUACUCUUUUAUUUGAAAUGGUGAGUAUACAAAUACAUUCUAUUAUACAAUCAAAUAGUUAACAAA